AUGUCUCUCCUGCUUGCAACUUACGCGUCUAUUGCUUGUGGCCUGUUGUAUCUCGUCCGUGUGUUCUCCGAUCGUCAUCGUUGUAUGUCCGACAUUCCCACCGUUGGCGGGCCCUCACUCCCGAUCUUCUCUUACAUCGGCGCCAUACGAUCCCUCGUAGAUGCAGCCAACAUCAUACAAGACGGCUACGCAAAGUACAAAAAUCACUGCUUCAAGUACGCAGAACUUGGCUACUGGUGUGUUCUCGUCACAUCCCCAGCAGCCGUAGAGGAGCUUGCGCGGGCUCCAGAAGAUGUCGUGUCGUUCUCUGCCGCCGCAAUUGACCUGGUGCAGAUUCCAUACACCCUAGGCCCGAACAUCGCGCGAGAUCCCUAUCACAUCCGAGUCCUCCGUACACGACUCAUGCGUAACGUUCCACGGAUAAUUGACGAUCUACGGGACGAGAUUGUGUGUACUUUCAAUGACAAGAUACGAAUUGCGGAUUCUGGUAACUCGAAUGAAUGGGUUAGUAUAGGCCUGAAGGAUGUAGCUUUCCAGAGCGUAUGUCGGGCUGCCAACCGCAUAUUUGUCGGUCUACCAGUGUGCAGAGAUCCCGACUACAUAGCGGUCAACGAAGGAUUUACGAUGGAUGUUGUCGUUGGGAGCACUCUCAUCAAGUUAUUCCCUUCAUUUUUAAAGCCAUUUGUUGCAAAAUUCUGCACGAAUAUCCCCAGGAGUGUUGAUCGUGUUGUCCACCACUUGGAACCGAUAAUAAAGGAGCGCUUACUGCGUGCAGCCAUGGAUGUGAAACCACACUAUGCAGACGACGAGGAAGACAACCCGAGUGAUCUGCUGCAAUGGCUCAUCGAAGGUGCACAGGAGAGCACUGAGCGAACUGUCUCUGCACUCGCUUUGCGAGUGCUAGUCGUCAAUUUCGCUGCACUCCAUACGACGUCUACUGUACUCACCCAUAGCUUAUCCUACCUGGCGGCCUACCCGGAACACGCGGCAUCUCUCCGGGACGAAGUCGAUCGGGUUGUCCAAGCCGACGGCUGGAGCAAGGCCGCGGUUGGAAACAUGUGCCUCGUCGACAGCUUCCUUAAGGAAGUGGGGCGCGUCACUGGCUUGGGUGCAAUAUCUAUCAACCGCAAAACAGUACAGGAUUAUACGAUUUCGGACGGGACGUUCAUACCAAAAGGCACCUUCCUAGCUGCCGCGGCUCGUCCUAUCCACUUUGAUGGCGAACACUAUGCAAAUCCCGAUGUGUUUGACCCCUGGCGCUUCGUAAAUGGGGGAGGGAAAGACCACAUGAUCAAGACAAGCGACCAUUACCUGCUGUGGGGGCAUGGUCGACAUGCGUGUCCUGGUCGCUUCUUCGCUGCGACGAUGCUCAAGCUGAUACUCGCGCACGUCGUUAUGACUUACGACGUCAGAAGCCUGGACGGGGUAGCUGCACACGCUACACCGCCGCCGACGUGGAUAUCCGCAUCAAUGAUCCCUAAUCGCAAGGCAAAGGUGCUCUUCCGCGAGAGACAGCCAAAGCGUUGAUUUACAGAGCAUGGAAAGACCCGGAGGUGGCAUCCCACGCGUCACGAUGAGAGCUUGUAUAUCACGGACACUCAGGCCUCAGGCACAGAGUAAAGUAGUAACAUAACAGUCACGAAUCUAAGUCUGGGGGGGCAUGCAACCCGCAGAACGACGAC
Fomitopsis serialis is the source of this 1682-nucleotide messenger RNA. RefSeq names its product cytochrome P450. Gene Ontology annotation, molecular function: iron ion binding; oxidoreductase activity, acting on paired donors, with incorporation or reduction of molecular oxygen; heme binding. The record is from RefSeq and is a predicted model, not a curated record. Bases 1 to 1527 code for a protein of 508 amino acids. The transcript has 11 exons. Lineage: Eukaryota; Fungi; Basidiomycota; Agaricomycetes; Polyporales; Fomitopsidaceae.